Molecule: messenger RNA, 3662 nt
Organism: Mercenaria mercenaria
Lineage: Eukaryota; Metazoa; Mollusca; Bivalvia; Venerida; Veneridae
Exons: 4
Coding region: 355-2010 (551 amino acids)
Biological process (GO): regulation of apoptotic process
Source: RefSeq, a predicted model, not a curated record
UGUAUCGCAUGAAUUCAUGCGUACUUAGUUAUUUAUUUUUGUGAAGGCGAAUAGAAAUUGAAUGGAAAAAAGAUGUUAUGAAAUUUCAUUUUAUUCGAGACAAGGAAGUUAUCAAAAAGAGAACAAAAGACAUGACAUAUCAUACAUAUGUUAUUCGAAACUAAUAUUAGUUGGCUUUUAUAUACGAAAUGAAUGCCUCUGCACGUAUUUAGAUAUCGUUAUUUGAAUACUUUAAACAUUGUGUUAAUUUGAAUUCAGAAUGAACGUUUGGGAAUAAUUUCUACCAGUUAGCUUAUCUUUCCUUUUUUUACAGGAACAGAGAAAAAUCUAUAAGUUCUAAUUUAUAGACUUAAUAUGAGUGGAGAAAGUGUGACAGAAAAUAAAUUUCGACAAAGGAACCAGCGACAGGCUUUCUACAUGUCACAACUAAAGACGAUUCAAGAGAAGGAGGAAUUGCCAAAUAAUGUCAAAACGGUGUCAACACAAAUAUCUGCCGAGUUUUCUUCUCCGACACAAAGAUUCGAAGAUAAGAUGGAUGCAUUAAAAGAUGCUAUAGUUGAGAACAUUCAAAAGCAUAUUGCUGAACCAAUACAAGUGGCAGUAACUAAAUUUCUGCAGGAAGCACUGACAAAAAGAGAUGUAACUCACAAGACAUUUCAAAGCGUGUAUACUCAAACAACGCACGGGGCUACUGAAAGAGGGGUGUUAGGAGAAGUUGAGGAAAGCGUCAUUGACACCACAGAACCGAGAGCUUUAUUUCUAGAGAGGACACAUGCCAACAUAGAGUCAAGCCGACGCACUGCCAUGAUUAAACAUCAUGAAGAAGACAAUCCAUAUGACAAUUUUACACCCAAAGCUCCAUUGACAUCAGAAUUUGGCAGUUAUUCAUUGCAGAUAAGAGAGAAGCUAGUAGCGGUUAAACCAAGACCUAAAUCAGCAAUCGAAGUUAAAACAGAAUCAUGCGAUGAAAGAGAGUGCCUAGCAAACGCCUUACAGUUUCACGUCGAGGACCUUGUCGACGGAAUUAUUUUUCACGAAAGCGAACUCCCGGACUGUCUUUUAGCAGAGGGAUGUUUGACGGAAGACGAAUGUGCAUCAGUAAGAAAACUUCGUGAUAGAAAAGACCAGAUUAGAGUCCUUCUAAGUUUAAUCAAAGGGCGGGAUUUGCGCGUCUUGAAAGACUUCAUGAAGCACAUUGAACAACACAAUGAAGAAGUCGCUAGAAAAAUUAUAGAAAAGUUUGAAGAUAACAAGCGUGCAGGUAUAAGAAGAAAAUUAUGCUUCCUGUGUCAGCUAAAAAAGCAGUUCAAUGUUAAACAUUUGGUUGACAGUCUAUGGGCCGUAGAGGCCAUUGAUGACGGCUUAUACAACGAGGUCAUUUAUUCCGAAGCACCUUUAGGUGCACAGGAAACAUUAUGGGAGAAAGUUAUAAACUCCAUUAACUGUCUUGAUAAUCAAAAGGCUGAAUUAGCACACGGAAAGCUUCUGAAAGCGCUUACAGGCAAGAAUCUUUUCACACACCUGGCGGAUGGCAUUCAAAAAAUGCUGAUCAGGAAUCAUGCAAAACUUACGUGUUCCUGUGAACCGAAGCUGAUUCUACCAAGCAGAACUUCAUACGGUGCAAGUUCGACUUCGGAAGAGUCUUUUUUCCCUGAUUCGAGUUCUGAUGGAACAUCAAACGAUAUAGGAAGUUCCAGUGGUAUACAUAGCAGAAAUAUUCCCUUUAUGAGAUAUGACGUUCCUCUUGGCAGAUUUACUGAAGCAACAGAGGAUCCGCUUACACCCUCACGUAUUGCCCUGGGUGCCGAUAGUUCUUUUGAAGAUAGCAUUCCCCAAGAGAGAAUCCAACCAGACCUUAACUCUCAAACAUUUUCAAAGACACCCGUGUCGGAUGGUGUACCUGAUUAUGUUAAUAAAACAACCAUAGAUGCUGCAAAGCCGUAUCCACGAAUGAAGCCAGCAGUUCCAAAGAAGCCUGUGAGAGCUCAAACACCAGAAUGUUCAAAAUAGCUUCUUAUUGUAAUAAAAAGAGAGAAAAAAAUAAUUCAUAACUUUGGAAGCUUACUUGGAAUUGUAUGAUAUAUAAUGGAAAGUAUUUGAAGAAGGAAGACUAUCUAAAAUGCACAAAAAAAAUGUAAAUAAAAGUGAGUACAUCAAAAAGCAGACAAAUGUGAUAACAUACUCUGAAUAAAUAUUAUAUCAGAUUUACAUAGUAUUACAACAUUUUAGACCACUGUAAUCUUUGUAUUAACUAUGAUAACACUAGAGUCAUUGUAUGACUGGUCUUCAGCCAAAGGAAGCGACAGAUGUAAAAACUGGCUAUUUCUUGUAAAGGAUAAGCUACCUUCACAUGGUUUACAGGCAUUUAUACAAUUUCCUUUCCGUUGUAAAAAAUGAUUAAAUGAUAUAUCAACUGUUCUCAUAGACACCCAUAUACUCCAGUGGAGAGCUGAGCAUCAGUGGUGUGGACCCUAACUAAGAUCUUAAAAACUCUUUAAAACUAGAUACGAAGUUGAACCAUAUUGCAAAAUACAGCUACCAUAUUCUCAAAGAUCGGCUUUGGCAAAGUUCAGGUGUGGUGUUGCACCGCUGCGGUUUUGAAAAUGGGCGAUUGGAGGGAUUACCUGAAAACGAGAGAACAUGUACUUUCUGCAAAACCAUUGUUGAAAAUGAGAUGCAUGUUCUGUUUAACUGUCAAACUUUUUCUGCUGAUAGAAAUUUACUUUUGAAAAAGCCCAUUCUUUAGGCAAUAAUUUUAGAAUAUUAUGUGAUACUUAGAAGUUUCAGUUUCUGUUUACCCACCCUGAUAUGAUAAGAAUUUUAGCAAAAACGUGGUAUAAUAUACUGAAAAUCCGAAAAAAACACUUUGUACUGUAUAAACAUUGAUGCAGCAUAGUCUUUUGUUUCUUUUUCUAGCUUGGUAUUAUUCUGUAACAGAAACAUAGACUUUGCACUAUUUUAGCUAAGUAUUAUCUGUUUAAGGACCUUUUUGUAAUAUGCUGUAUAACUUUACUAUAUUUUACUGUUCUGUGCUUAUGUUUAAUAUUUUAGGUACACAGUGAUAUGAUACGUAGGUUUAACCUUUGUUUUAGUGGUAUUUGUAUAUAUGGGUACUGUAAUAUUUAUAGGUUAUUAGCUUUGUAUCGGGAAAUAUGCACUUGUUCUUCAGCGGAAAUAUUGCGCGAUUUUAGGAGCGCAGUAUUCUUCCGCUGAAGAACGAGUGCAUAUUUCCCGAUGCAAAGAUAAUAACCUUUUUAUUACAUACGCAUCUGCGCGUAUAAAUAUUAUGUAAAUAUCAUAAAUAUGUUCAAUAGCCUGAAUGGGAUUGACAAUACUAUACUGAACUAAAUAGAAAAUAGUGCAACAACACACACUGAAUUACGUCACGCACCCGAUAUGAAAUUCAGGCGUCAGUGUAUAGAAAAUAUUGACGUUUCCGGUACCAGUGUAACUUAACGGGGAAUAGAAACGAGUAUGUAAUAAGGCAGUUUAUUUUGUUUCUUUUAAAGUAUGUAUAGUCUCUUAUAAUUCUAUUUUAAGAAUGGCUGUGUACAAUAUGUGUUUUUUUUUUUUUAUGAUGAAAAUUUAUAUGUAAUUGUGCAUAGAGCAAACUCAAAUAAAUAAAUAAGCAUACAAAGAUGAGAAAUAAAAUUUUAACAAUA